GAAGAGGGGGCUGGCCUGCGCCUGACAGCCUGGAGAUCCCGGACCUGGGGGGGGGUCCUGUGAUCGACCUAUGAUCGGCUGUGAUCCGGGUUGCUGUGCAGCAUGUCGGGCAGCAGGCUAAUGAGGGCCAUCAGAGUGAGCGAGUUCGGACCUCCGUCAGUGCUGAAGCUGUGCGCGGACGUGGAGGUCCCUCAGCCCGGACACCGACAGGUGUUGAUCCGUGUCCGGGCCUGUGGCGUGAACCCCGUGGAGACCUACAUCCGCUCAGGGACUCACGGCCGGAGGCCCAACCUGCCGUACACGCCCGGUACCGACGUAGCCGGGGUGGUUGAGUCUGUGGGAGAGGAAGUCACCGCAGUAACGGCUGGGGAUCGUGUGUUCACCACGUCCACGGUGUCUGGAGGAUAUGCAGAGUACACCGUCGCCGCUGACGACUGCGUUCACAAGCUGCCUGAAGCUCUCGACUUCCCCCAGGGAGCAGCCAUCGGCAUUCCCUACUUCACCGCCUACAGAGCACUUAUUCACAAAGCUCAGACCAAAGCAGGAGAAACGGUGCUCAUCCAUGGUGCCAGUGGAGGGGUGGGUGUGGCGGCGUGCCAGUUGUCCCGGGCUCUGGGCUUCAGGAUUUUGGGUACAGUAGGGACAUCAGAAGGCAUGAAGGUGGCCCUCACCAACGGAGCUCACCUGGUGUUCAACCACAGGGAGGAGGGAUACACCGACAAAAUCAUGGAGGCGACCGGGGGCCGGGGGGUGGAUGUGAUCGUGGAGAUGCUGUCCAACGUCAACCUCAGCGCAGACCUGCAGAUGCUGGCCUACGGAGGACGCGUGACGGUGGUCGGCUCCAGAGGCUCCAUAGAGAUCAACCCCAGAGACACCAUGGCCAAAGAGAGCAGCAUCAUGGGAGUGGCGGUUUUCUUCGCUACACCGGCGGAGAAGAGGGAGUGUGCGGCGCUGCUUUACGCUGGGAUGAAAGCCGGUUGGCUGCGCCCCGUUGUGGGUCCCCUGUAUCCACUGGACAAGGCCGCCGAGGCCCACCACGACAUCGUGGAGUCUCCCGGCGCUGCAGGGAAGAUGGUCCUGACCAUGUGAUGACAUCAGUAACGGGUUUCCAGCUGAGCGCCAAACACAUCCUCUCCAUCCAGUCAACCUCACAGAUGUCGGCUGUAAACCACUACAGUACCCUACAAAGCCGUGUUUGCUUUGUCUGGGUGUUGACGACAGCUGUUAUUUUGAUUUUAGACUAACAGAGAGCUAUUAUGAACUCUCUUUUUUUUAAAUCUGAUAUCUUAAUGAAAUGCAAAUGAUAUGUUUUAAUGAAGAUAUGAUAGUUGUUGCUCACAAUGGCAACCAGUUCCCAGCCGUUACCGUGACAAUUGAAACUGAUGUUUUGAAUCUGUGUUGUGCCUGAGAAGCGCAGACGUUUUGAAAUACAACUCCAAAGCGUAGUCCAGGUCAGCGGUGUCGCAUGACGGAGGCUCUGCUGCUUCCAGGGACGCAGCGUUGUGUAGGUGAAACACUUAGACGUGACAUCAGCUCAGGGUUUGAGAGAUUUUGACCAUGGGCUGAGGUUUUGAUGGCGACAGAUUGACGGUGCGGUAUUGAGUUUUAGAUUUGUGAUGAUGUGGAUUAUUGAUUAGAUUGUAUUUUUUGAGGUUGAUGAGAGACAGAUGGAUUACAAAAGUUGGGAACUCAGGGAUUGACAAACUCCCUGACCUGGACUGUCCCAGACAUGGCAGGAAAAGGACUUUGUCACAAGAAUAGAAAAAGGUUUUUUUAUGUCCCUGUUAAAAAAGCAUCAGUAUUUUUUAUUUCAAAAGCAUUUGUAUUGAUUGUGAAUGAAAAUAAAUGACUGUGAUCUAAAAACA
Cololabis saira (Pacific saury) is the source of this 1865-nucleotide messenger RNA. RefSeq names its product crystallin, zeta (quinone reductase) (gene cryz). Gene Ontology annotation, cellular component: cytosol. The coding region runs from base 103 to 1089 and encodes 328 amino acids. The transcript is spliced from 8 exons. NCBI's taxonomy places the organism in Eukaryota, Metazoa, Chordata, Actinopteri, Beloniformes, Belonidae. The record is from RefSeq and is a predicted model, not a curated record. Gene Ontology annotation, molecular function: quinone reductase (NADPH) activity; zinc ion binding; mRNA 3'-UTR binding.